Prorocentrum cordatum is the source of this 2223-nucleotide messenger RNA. NCBI's taxonomy places the organism in Eukaryota, Dinophyceae, Prorocentrales, Prorocentraceae. The record is from the annotation of a GenBank genome assembly.
AUGCCCGCCACCCGGGCCGCCGCCACGCGGCUGGAGAAGGGCGACGAGAGCAUCUUGGAGCAGCUUGCCGACGAGCACGUCGUUGCCUGGAUCCCCGAGGACACCAAUGCGACAUCUUGGUGCCGGGCUUCGCUGCUUCGCCGGGUCGCGACGGGCCCGAAACCGGCAUUUUUGAAGCUCAUCGCGCCGCUCCCCCUCUUCCCGGGCGCGUGCAACGUCGAGGCCAUUUUGGACAAUUUUUGGAGCCCGUUGCUCGGUGAGCUAUGGGCACCGCUGGUGCGCAGAUGCGAAUUCUCGGACUUUUCGAUGGAGCGCGUCCUCCCCGGCCCGUCCACACCGCGCCAUGUCAAGAUGGGCCUGGCCGUGUUCACCAUCGCCUUCUCGGAAGAGCGCGCACCGCCGACGAUGCUCCACUUCCGCCCCCCUCUGCUCCAGGCCGAGGCUGCUGCCGCCCCCAUCACAUUCGACAUGCGGGCUGAUGACGCCAUGUCGUUUUCGUUGCUGAUGCGGCAGCCGCUGAUGGCCGAAACGAUCUGGCGCAAUCCCCCGCGCAGCCCCGCCGCUGCGUCGGAAGUUCCGCGGGUGUGCAUCGACGUGUUGUUCCCCGCGAGCAACGUCGACCUGGACCGGGAAAUCGUCCGCCAGGUUCUGCGAAGGCUCCUGCCCUCCUCGACCUUCUUCGGCACGCAGGCGCUGUACUCCGCCGCCGAUGCCAUGACCUUGGAGGUCAAUCGUAUUUUGGCCUUGGCGCAGUAUUGGCCGCUGUGCACCCACCUGCUGGCAGCGAGCAGCAGCGGGGCGCUGUUGCUCUCCGGUGCCAGCGGAGACACCUGGGCGAGCACGAUGGACCGCGUCCUGCUGAACGACCCGUGCGCCGCCGCCACUCUCCUGCGCUGGAAGCCUUCCCGGGGUGGCCGGAAAGUGGCUACGCCCUCCGCCACCACCACGGCGGCGACGGCCUUGCGGAAGAAGGCUCACAAGCCUCCGGCGUCGAUGGACCACCUCGUGGAGGUGAUUCUUAAUGGGGAGCCGGGCCGGGAGGAUGGGGAAGUGGGGCGGCUGCUCAUGAACCACCUCGCCACGACGACCGGCCUCGGCCUCACCGGAAAGGGUGCCGACAGGACGCUGCAGCAUGGCGAGUUCGAGCGCGCAUCCCGGCGGAGCUCCAUGACGGCGCUGGUCGCCCGCGAGGUCGCUCAGGUGCACGCUGCGUUCCAUGGGCAGGUCAUCGCCGUCGGCCAGAUGAAGGUGGGCAUCGAGGUACUGAACGAGCGCUUCGACAUGACCACGGAAACGGGAAACGGAGCGCGGAGGCUGCCGUGCACGACGGCGAUCGUCUUCGGCCCCGACUCGGCCAAUUCAGCUUCCCAGCGGGCAGCGUUCUUCCCCGGGAUGUGGAUGGAGCAGGCCGCCGCGAUGGAAUUCCUCUGCGACUUCCGAGUCGGCAAGUGGAACGCCCAAGCGCUGUUCGCAGUCGACGCGGGGCGGCGGUCUCAGAAGAUGCAGUACCUCCAGCACCUCAUGAAGCAGUUGGACGUGUUACUGGUCACGGAGGCGCACGGCGCGGCCGGGGACCGCGCGCUUUGGCACGCCCCUGUAGGCUGCUCCGCCUGGCCCCGCAGCGACUUCCACCGCAUCUUUGCCCCCUUCCAGAUCGCGCUCUCCGGCGCGAGGAUUGCGAGCGCCGCGUGCACUAGCUUGGGGCGCGGGCAGCGGCUUCGGGGCCACCCCGACGACCAGGGCAUCCAACAGCUUGCGCACCUCACGACGGCCAUGCGCCAGGUCGGCCUGGACCUGGAGCGAGAGUGGUCGGGCCGCCCCGUUGCGGAGUAUUUGGAGGAUUGGUUGGGGGCCACUCUUCGUUUCAUCCGUGCCUUCGAGCGCGGGCUUGCUGGGGGGAUCUCGAACUGCUUGCGCCGAUGCCCCCGCAUUCGCGACCUCGUCGCCAACCCUUGCGACUUUGUGCGCAACGCGACGGCCGAACUCCAGCAGGUGCGCGCCCGCUCCGUGGAGCUUGCAAGGGGCCGCGCCCUGGGCGAGCCGGGCAGGUCCCAUGCCGACCUCAGGGGGUCCAGCGAGCUCCAGGCAGCUCGGGCGAGGACCCGGAACGCUCGGCUGAUCUUCCGACUCCGGCCAGGUCAUUUCGAGACCGCCCAUUCCAUCAUGGACAGGAAUGGCGAGCAGCGGACAGCGCCCGGAGAUAUGGCAGAGGCUUUGCAAUAA